AUGAUCUCAGCCAAGGACAAGAACAAGACCCCGAAGGACAGUAUGACGCUUCUCCCCUGCUUCUACUUCGUGGAGCUGCCCAUUGUGGCCUCAUCCAUAGUGUCCCUGUACUUCCUGGAGCUGACCGACCUCUUCAAACCGGCCAAGGUGGGCUUUCAGUGUUAUGACCGCACGCUGUCCAUGCCCUACGUGGAGACCAACGAGGAGCUCAUCCCGUUGCUCAUGCUCCUGAGCUUGGCAUUUGCUGCCCCCGCUGCCUCGAUCAUGGUUGGCGAGGGUGUGCUGUACUGCCUGCAGUCUCGGCUAUGGGGCCGCGGUGGGGGCCCUGGCAGUGCUGAGGGCAGCAUCAACGCCGGCGGCUGCAACUUCAACUCCUUCUUGCGGCGUACAGUGCGCUUCGUGGGUGUCCACGUGUUUGGCCUGUGCGCCACGGCCCUGGUUACUGAUGUCAUCCAGUUGGCCACAGGCUACCACGCGCCCUUCUUCCUGACCGUCUGUAAACCCAACUACACGCUGCUGGGCACCUCGUGUGAGGCCAAUCCCUACAUCACACAGGAUAUCUGCUCUGGUGCCGAUGUGCAUGCCAUCCUCUCCGCCAGGAAGACCUUUCCGUCUCAGCACGCCACGCUGUCCGCCUUUGCAGCAGUCUACGUAUCGAUCCCGCCCCCUUCACAGGCCCUGCCCCUCAGCAGACCCUACUCCCUUCGCAGACCCGCCCCCUCCGCAGGCUCCCCCCACCAACUGACGCUAACACCACCACCACCCCUCCCACGCCGGCAGAUGUACUUCAACUCUGUCAUCUCUGACACCACGAAGCUGCUCAAACCCAUCCUGGUGUUCGCUUUCGCCAUCGCGGCGGGCGUCUGUGGCCUCACCCAGAUCACUCAAUACCGCAGCCACCCGGUGGAUGUAUAUGCUGGCUUCCUCAUUGGCGCUGCCAUCGCUGCCUACCUGGCCUGUCAUGCGGUGGGCAACUUCCAGGCCCCGCCCGCGGAGAGGCCGGUGGUGGUCACAGCGGCAUCCGCUAAGGACGCACUGCGCGCCCUGACCCAGCGCGGCCACGACUCGGUGUAUCAGCAGAACAAGUCGGUGAGCACCGACGAGCUGGGUCCACCAGGGCGACUGGAAGGUGCUCCGCGGCCGGUGGCGCGCGACAAGAGCUCGCUGGGCAGCCUGAAGCGGGCCAGCGUGGAUGUGGACCUGCUGGCCCCGCGCAGCCCCAUGGGUAAGGAGAACAUGGUGACCUUCAGCAAUACGCUGCCACGUGUCAGCACGCCCUCACUGGACGACCCCGCUCGGCGACACAUGACCAUCCACGUGCCACUAGACGCCUCACGUUCCAAGCAGCUCAUCAGCGAGUGGAAGCAGAAAUCAAUGGAGGGCCGCGGCCUGGGGCUGCCCGACGAGGUCAGCCCCGCACACCUGAGAGCGCCAGCGGAGUCCAUGGCGGAGGAGGAGGAGGAGGAAGACGACGACGAGGACGAGGACGAGGAGGAGGAGGAGGGAGAAGAGGAGGAGGGAGGAAGUCCGGUGCCCCCCUCCCUCUACCCCACCGUCCAAGCGCGCCCUGGGCUCGGGCCUCGGGUCAUCCUGCCACCGCGUGCCGGGCCACAGCCGCUGGUGCACAUCCCUGAGGAGGGGACCCAGGCGGGGGCCGGCCUGUCCCCCAAGAGUGGCGCCGCCGUGCGUGCCAAAUGGCUUAUGAUGGCUGAGAAGACCGGGGCGGCGGUGUCCGCCACGCAGCCCCGCGUAGCCAAUCCGCCUCGGUUGCUGCAGGUUAUCGCUAUGUCCAAGGCGCCGGGUGGCGCGGGCGCUAAGGCGGCCGAGACAGGCUCGUCGUCCAGCGCCAGUUCCGAUUCGUCGCAGUACCGGUCACCGUCGGAUCGCGACUCGGCCAGUAUCGUCACCAUUGACGCGCAUGCGCCACACCACCCCGUGGUCCACCUGUCGGCGGGGAACGGGCCCUGGGAGUGGAAGACGGCAAGCGGCGGUCCCAAGGGGCCGGAGGGCGAUGGCACCUACGAGCUGGGUGACCUGGCGCGCGGCUUCCGCGGCGGGCCCCGGCCUCCUGGCUUAUCACCCGGCUCGUCGGUCAGCGACGUGGACCAGGAGGAGCCGCGGUUCGGAGCCGUGGCCACCGUCAACCUGGCCACGGGCGAGGGGCUGCCUCCGCUGGGCGCAGCCGAUGGGGCACUGGGGCCUGCCAGCCGCGAGUCCACGCUGCGACGCAAGGCAGGGAGCCUGGCGCUGGGCGAGCGCGACAUGGGUGAGGCGGAGGCGGAGACCUACUACCGCAAGAUGCAGGCAGCACGGCGGUUUAACGAAUGA
Messenger RNA from Chrysochloris asiatica (Cape golden mole), 2328 nucleotides. RefSeq names its product lipid phosphate phosphatase-related protein type 3-like (gene PLPPR3). NCBI's taxonomy places the organism in Eukaryota, Metazoa, Chordata, Mammalia, Afrosoricida, Chrysochloridae. The record is from RefSeq and is a predicted model, not a curated record. Gene Ontology annotation, molecular function: phosphatidate phosphatase activity. The transcript is spliced from 7 exons. The coding region runs from base 1 to 2328 and encodes 775 amino acids. Gene Ontology annotation, biological process: signal transduction; phospholipid dephosphorylation; phospholipid metabolic process.